AUGCUGUCCGACUGGACCAAGCUGGGCCCGUGCUUAGACUUCUACAUGGCUGCGCAGCACCAGAAUGUUCUGGGAAAGUUACUUGACCGCGCAGCUUGGGCGAUGAAGUUUCCUCAGCAUGCUGAGCUGCGCGAAGAUGAAGAAGUUGACUGGCACGGGCUGGCCGGACGACGCUUUCAGAGAGCCAGGAGCUGUUUGUCAUGCAGAGAGGAGCAGUUCCACAGAACAUUGCUGGCCAUCAUGGUGGAGCCUUUGAGGCACUUGCACUCUGUCUUCUUGAAAUUUGCCCACGCAGCCGCAGACGACCAGAACUGGCCUCCCUUGCUGGGAGAAGUAUGGGCGCCUUGCAGUAAGUAUGUGGCGGUUCUCCAGUACUACUCCAGCUUGCUCAGCGGCCAAGGCUCUCGGCUGCGCCUUCUGUGGCAGCUUGGCGGUCAUGCCAGCAUGGAGAGCUGGUUCUCCGAGGAGCCAGGGCAGGUGAGCAGGGUUCGCUCAAACAUCCUGAUGAUUGCCAGCUCUUUGCAUCGUCGCUUCAGCACCUCGCUGAACAAGUGGCCGUGGCGCUUGUUUGGGAUCGCUGACAUGCGCCGGCUCGGUGACCAUGAGAGCCUGAUUCAACAGUUUUGGGCAACACAGCCCUGCUGCUUGCCUGUUGGCUUUGCUCGGGAUCUCCGCACAAAUGUCUCCGAGGCAACCUUCAGAGCGGAUCUGGACUCCUGGAGAUGGGCGUUCUUGAUGACGGCGCUCACCCUCAAGCUCACGAUUGCUGGGGUUGAGCGUCGUCACGCGACGCACAAGCAGCAGUCCCAUCCGCAGAUGGCAUUUCACAUAUUCUCGGCUGACUCGAUUAUCAGCGAAUCCAGGCAUCAGCUGCUGAGUCUUGAACGGCUUAUUGCAGAGCGCCGCGCUCGAGCAGAUGAGGAGUAUGCAGCAGAGCACAGAGCAGAAGGACCUGGACAUGCUUCAACUUCUGCUGGCUCAUCAAUUCCUCCAGAGCCGAAGCUAAAGCGCCUACGAGCCGCAAGCACUUGGGACUUGUUCAGAUCCGAUUGGUUCAGACAGGAGAAGACCAUGGGGCGGAAGCGCUGGCCGGGCGAUCCUCACUGUUGGCGUGACUGCCGUGAAGAGUUUGACGCUUUGACAGAAGAUCAGCGAGCAAGACUGGAAGCUAGAUCCAGGGCAUCACGGGGGCUGACCGUCCCUUGGCUGCUUUUUAGCCUAGCCUUAGCUGAUGCGUGGAUGCGGUAA
Molecule: messenger RNA, 1248 nt
Organism: Effrenium voratum
Lineage: Eukaryota; Dinophyceae; Suessiales; Symbiodiniaceae
Source: the annotation of a GenBank genome assembly